AUGGAGGCAGAUUAACUAUUGGUGACUAAUUUUUUUAUAGAAUAAUAAAUAAAAAUAUUAAAACCCCGACCUUUGGCUAUUAAAUAAAGUGCUGAAAUUUUAUAACAUUACUAUAAAUUGUAAGCAAAAGAAUAAGUCAAAGUCAUAGAAACAUCUUUGCUCAGCAUCUAUUCAUUCUUUCAAUCUGACAACUUUGAAAGUUAUUAGGAUAUCAACACUAAAAUUAAUAAUUUACUUGAAGAUAUUUCUAAAAUUGAUGAUAACACAAUAAAGAAAGGACAAUUUCGAAGAUCGAUUUGUAGAAAAUCAUUAUAAAAAUCAUUUAAAAUUUUAUCUUUAAAACUUAGGAUAUCUUUGGACAUUAUCAGUAAAAAAUGGAUAAAUAAACAAAAUUUAAAAAAUUAAUUAAGAUGGUCCAAUCUAUGCAUCCGAAACAUACAAAAAUAAAGUUCUUUGAAUUCAGAUCUAGCAUUAGUCUCUAAAAAGUUAUUUAAAAUGUUUAUAUGCAGAAUAUGUGAACAACCUGUCUAAGCAACUCAAAUGGAAUAACAUUGCAUAAAGUGCGAACAAUAAGCUGAAAGCAAAAAAAGAUUAUUGGAACUAAAUUUGGAAUUAGCAGAUGUUUGUGAUUAGGCAUAUUUAGAAAAGAGGAAUGUGCAAGUUAAAUUGGCAAUUAAAAAAAUGAGAGAUAAAACAAAGAAGAGAUAACAUCAUAAUACUAAAUAUAUUUAUAGAAGAGUUUAGACUUUAAAUGAUUAAGACGAAGAUGAAGAUAAUCAAAAUGAAUAUUAAUAAGAAUUGAACACAAUAGUCAACAUUAUGACAUAAAUUAUUAACUUUGCUGAAAAAACAUUAAACAAUUCUGCUGAAGUUGAAGAUACUAAAUAAACCUUAGUGCUGUUAAAUGACAUAGUCAAUGCCAGUCAAUGUAUUGAAAGCCAAGAAACAUUGACAGUUAUUAAUGCAACCCAUAAAUGCUUACUAGAUAGACUAGAUUAUUAGAAAAAAUAAGAGAAUAUUAUCAAUAACUCAUUAGAAGGGUCUCCUAAUCAAAAUUAAGAUAAUAUCAGUAAGAUCAAAAGAGCUUUUACUAAGUCUAAUUCAAUUUCAUUCAGAAUGCCAAAAUUUUAAAAUUCUCCCUCUCCUUCUUAGAGAAUAUCUACAGAUCCUAUUUAAGAAGAAGAAGAUGUACCAUAAUCACCUUAAAUUUCAUCAUCUUCAAAACUCAUAUCUUAAAGAAAAGGAUUUAAAAUCAAUUCUUCUAUUUUUAAGUUGAGUGACGGAUCUGAUUCUCCUAAAUCAAUUAAAUAAUCAUCUAAUUUAAUUCAGGUAAAAACAAGCUAUUUCUCUUAAAUUGAGACAAACUAAACCGUAAAUUCUUCCAUUAAUGAACUUAAAGUUGAAAAUACACCAUAAUAGUCAAGUAAUGAGUUCACCUAAUCAAGAGAAAACAUUUAAAAAUCAAUAUAAAAAUUAGCUCAAUUUAAAGCUUCGAUCCAACCACUCUUAACGAAAGAUUAGAAAACAUAGAUAUUAGAGGAGAUUACAGAAGAAGUAAAAUUUCCAAAUAAAAUAAUUGAAAUUAGCAAAUAAUAAUCCAUAAAAGAUAGCGAAAAUUCAUCUAAUAAAUCUAGUAUAGAAUCUGGGAAUUCCAACAAUAAUAAUGAAAGAAUUAAUUUAGCUCCUAAAAGAAAAUACAAAAAGAAAAACAAAUUAAGUUUCUAAUCAUAAGAAAUUGAUAAUUUAUAAUUGAAUAGUAAAAAUCCCCAAAGAAAAAGUAAAUUUUUUGAAAAUUAAAUCUGCAAAUCUCCCAUUGUUUUAUAUGACAACACAAUGGAUGAAAUUUUGAUUGAUAAAGGAUACCAUUCCGAUUCCAAUUUAAUUAAAAGUGUCUCACCUUAAUAAAAUGAAUCUUCUAAGGUUGGAAUUAAAGAUUUUGAAUUCAUUAAACUAUUAGGAAAAGGAGCUUAUGGAUGGGUUUUUUUAGUGAAAAAACAUGGCUCAGGAGAUCUUUAUGCUUUGAAAAUAAUUGAUUGUGCUUAAAGAAAUUUAGAAGCAUUCUUGGAAUAGUUAAAGGCUGAAAGAAAUAUUUUCGAAAUUCUCAACAGCAGUUUUGUCGUUAAAGCAUAUUUUUCAUUUGUUCAUGAACAGUAUCUUAUUUUUGUACAAGAAUACAUGAUGGGAGGAGAUCUAGCCAGCAUUUUAAAACAAUAUACGGCGCUUGAUGAGUUUUAUGUUUAACAUUAUAUGGCUGAGAUUGUUUUGGCUUUAGAAUAUUUAAGAUAAUAGAAUAUAGUGCAUAGAGAUUUAAAACCAGAAAAUAUAUUAUUAGAUUGUUAAGGACAUGCUAAACUUGCUGACUUUGGUCUGUCAGAAUAGGGAGUGAAUAGCAGAUUAAAAUUAAAAGACAAUUUGAGUACUUAAAAUUCUGUAGAGAUACCUACUUGUAUAGAACAAUUCAGUGAUUAAUCAGGUUAUUAGCCAAUCUAUAAAUAACUUAAAAAAGUAGAUUCGAUUUUAGUUGAGAAAUAAGGAUGUAAAACAAAAAAGAUUGUUGGUACUCCUGAUUACAUUGCACCUGAAAUUAUAUUGGGAACUUCAGUGAGCAAUUUUAGUUCAGAUUACUGGAGUUUGGGUAUUAUAAUGUAUGAACUACUUUGUGGUAUUGCCCCUUUUAAUGAUGACACUGUGGAUAAAAUUUUUGAUAAUAUUCUGAAUAUGAGAAUUGAAUGGCCUUAAAUUGGAGAGGAAGAAGAUUGUAUUUCAGAAUAAGCAUAUGAUUUGAUUGUAAAACUAUUGGAGCCUGAUUUUAAUAACAGAAUAGGGCACAAAUCUAUUGAAGAAAUAAAAAAUCAUAAAUUUUUUAAAGGUAUCUAAUGGAAUAGAUUAUUGAGCAAACCAGGAUUGAUUAUUCCAGAGCUAACUUGUGAAUCAAAAGACACUGAAAAGAUGCAAUAGUUUUUAAAAAAAUUGGAAAAAACUAAUAAAGAUUCAGAAAAUAAAAAAUUAGCCUAAUAAUUGAAAGCUUAACUUUAAAAUUUAGAAAGAAUCGAUUUACUAAAGUAAAGAAGCACAUAAGAAUCUGAUAAAUAUUUAUCGCAAGUGUAGAAUGAACAAAAAAAAAUUUAACAUCAAAUUGAGUUACUUACACAGCUUUAUGCAAAACUUUACUAAUGUUACUCUAAGAUGCAGUGA
Messenger RNA from Paramecium tetraurelia, 3195 nucleotides. RefSeq lists its product as uncharacterized. NCBI's taxonomy places the organism in Eukaryota, Ciliophora, Oligohymenophorea, Peniculida, Parameciidae. The record is from RefSeq and is a predicted model, not a curated record. The transcript is spliced from 11 exons. Gene Ontology annotation, molecular function: protein serine/threonine kinase activity; ATP binding. Gene Ontology annotation, biological process: peptidyl-serine phosphorylation; intracellular signal transduction.